This is a messenger RNA of Carya illinoinensis, 345 nucleotides long. RefSeq lists its product as uncharacterized. NCBI's taxonomy places the organism in Eukaryota, Viridiplantae, Streptophyta, Magnoliopsida, Fagales, Juglandaceae. The record is from RefSeq and is a predicted model, not a curated record. Bases 1 to 345 code for a protein of 114 amino acids. The transcript has a single exon.
AUGACCACCCGCUCCAUGAACCAAAUAUACAAACCAAAACAACUUCACUCUGUUACGAAACAUCCUCUACCGGAGACGAUAGAACCAACAUGUGUGAGCCAAGCUAUCUCUGAACCUCACUGGCAUGAUGCUAUUUCCCAUGAGCUCACAGCCCUCAUGCAGCAUGGGAAAUGGGAAUUGGUUCCUCCUUCACCCCACUACAACUCAUUGGGCUGUAAAUGGGUAUUUAGAGUGAAGUGUAAAUCUGAUGGGUCUGUGGAUCGAUUUAAAGCUAGACUUAUGGCUAAAGGGUACAAUCAACGUCCUAGUGUUGAUAAUAAGGAGACAUUCAGUCCAAUAGUUUAA